AAAUAUGUGUGAUGCUGCCUAUUUAUGACGCCGCCUACAGUCCUAGUGCGCACAUCGCCUGUGGUUUCAGACUCCCGAGUCCAUUGCGCUAAGAUUCUUUAUCAAAAACCUGUUGAGGUAAACCUUGCAUGACCCAUAAAACUUUCAAUUUAGGAGGUUUCUAGUAACUGUUUGACAUUUUGUCAGUCUUUAAGGUCUGAGCAAACUGCCAAUCCGAUGUAUCGGACAUGGCUACAGUUCCUCGCGCUUCUGGGUGGAUUUGCAGUGCCAGGUGUGCUGCGAGUCGGUGGGAUGGAGGUUUUUAUGUCCAAUGAGGUGGAGGCAGUGAACGGGACAGAAGUGAGACUGAAGUGCACCUUUAAGUCCAAACACCCUGUGUCCCUCUCCUCUGUGACUGUCUCCUGGAACUUCCGUCCCUUGGGCCAGGGAGCCGAGGAGUCGGUGUUUUACUACCAGGAGACAGCAUACCCCCCUACAGAGGGGCGGUUUAAGGGCCAUGCGGUGUGGUCGGGGGACAUCCUGAGACAGGACGCCUCCAUCAGCCUCCAGGACGUUCCCUUCACCUUCAACGGUACCUACACCUGCCAGGUUCGCAACCUGCCCGAUGUCCACGGCAUCAACGGAGAGGUCACCCUCAGGGUCGUCCACAAAGUCUCCGUCUCUGAGAUAGGCAUACUGGCUGUAGCCAUCGGGGCAGCCAUCGCCAUAGUCCUGGUGGUGCUCUGCAUCUUUGUGGUGUUCAAGUACCACAAACUCAACCGCCACGCCAACACAGACCUGAAGCUGCAGGGGUGGGAGAGAGAGUUAAAUGCCAGGGUCCUAGAGGAGUGCAAGCUAAAUGCCACGGUCCUAGAGGAGACCAAGCUAAAUGCCACGGUCCUAGAGGAGAGCGAGCUAAAUGCCAGGGUCCUAGAAGAGAGCGAGCUAAAUGCCACGGUCCUAGAAGAGAGCAAGCUAAAUGCCACGGUCCUAGAGGAGUGCAAGCUAAAUGCCACGGUCCUAGAGGAGAGCAAGCUAAAUGCCACGGUCCUAGAGGAGUGCAAGCUAAAUGCCACGGUCCUAGAGGAGAGCGAGCUAAAUGCCACGGUCCUAGAGGAGAGCAAGCUAAAUGCCACGGUCCUAGAGGAGAGCAAGCUAAAUGCCACGGUCCUAGAGGAGACCAAGCUAAAUGCCACGGUCCUAGAGGAGAGCGAGCUAAAUGCCACGGUCCUAGAGGAGAGCAAGCUAAAUGCCAGGGAGAAGAAGGAGUGGAAGGACCCUACAGUGUGUUGAGGGGUCUAGGGGGUCCAGGGGUCAGGGGCAAAUCCCCUCCCUCCCCCCCUCUGCUGGUGUGGGUGAGGUGUCCUGUUUGGAUGGACUGGUCUCUGACUAGAGGGGCUGGCCAGCUCAGGUCCACUCUGUUUGGGAGGACUGAUGAAUUUCUGGGGGGGGUCCUGCUUUCUUCUACCCUCCGCUCAUAUGAGUCACCAUUCAGAUUCAACUUGCUACUGUAGUUGAACUUAACCCAGUAUUAGUGAUCCCUUUACAUUCCACCACUUUUUCAGGCCCCAUUUCAUGUUUUUUAACAAACAGCUAUGUUAUUGUAUUUUAACUAUGUUGUAUUAUGACUACUAGUAGUCUAUUUGAGUUUACUGAGUAAUAGUCCAAGAGAUACCAGUAUGUUGGAGGAAUUUUCUUUACCAAAAUUGCUGUUCUUUGGAACUUUUUCACUAACAUCAACUCACACUGGGACUGCUGGCCCAGCUGCCUGGCCUGGCCUGGCCUGGCCUGGUAUGUCUGUCUGGACUUCUCUGCAUUAACUCUUGUUAGAUAUGGCUGAAUUGGCACCAGCUGCAGUCUCUUGAUGUGGUGGCAUCCAACUCAACUAGCAGACUAGUUCAGCAACUCUUUGCUCCAGUAUGCAUCUUCUUCUUCAUCACAUUUGGAAUGGUAGCCAUUUGUUCGAAAUUCGUUUACAGAAUUAUUUUACCACUUGAAUAAUCAACUUUCCUCUACAGUUGAGCUAAUGGCUCAUAUGGACAUAAUUCCAAAAUGAAUGUUUUUGACAGCAAAUUUGUGGUGUUUUGUGGUUAUGGUCAAGGUCCCAUGGUGAGUUAAGUCAGUGAAACACUUUUGUUAAACUUGUGGUAUCUGGGGGUUGCUAAGGUAAUUGCAAGGGCUGGUGGAAGCCCUGUAUCUGGCGGUGGCUAAUGUUAAGGCCAAGGGCAUCGGGCAGUAAGGCUUUUGGAAGCUUUCCUGGGCCAGGAGUUUUCAGUGACUAUCUGCCAUUUAGUUUUUCUGGCCAACGCUCUCCUGCUUCCUGCAAAAAUGACAACUUAAAUGACUGCCUAUUACUUCUAGAUAUAAAAGGAACUGUGAUGCAUCUUUGAAUGUAGAAGAAGAACCCCACCAUUCCAUGAGGAAGCCUGUUUUCCAUGAAGAAGCCUGUUUUCCAUGGGUUCUGUCAUUUUUGUGAACUGAUGUUGCCACCAUGUGUCCAUUAUAGGAAGCAGCUCCAUCUUUCUCACUCUGUCCACACUGAGGAUCAUGGGUGUUGUGGUCUCAAAGGUUUCUCCCUCUCUCUUAUUCUGCCUCUCCUGUUGUAUUACAAAGCUGCCCAUGAGCCAAAUGACCAGAGGAAUCUAUCCAAGACACUGCCAACACCACAGCCUGCCGCUCACUCCUACAGGGUACACGAGUAUGACUUUCCGUUUAGGAGAAACAUGAAGAUGUCACUGACCCAAUCAUGAGGACAUCGCCAGUCCAUUCAGGAGACUACAAGGUGUUGGUUCUGUUCACCUGCUUGUGCAGUUAUCCAACCUGAUGUGUUAUGUCCCAUCUGAUCAGUACCUGCCGCCAGCCCCAUAACCCUCCCAUGGGACUGGAAACAGCAUUCUCCUGAUAAAGAAUUCCAUUAAUGAUUUCCAUGAAUGAUUCUAUUGAUUUAUUUCAUGAAUGCGUUUGUAAAGAUCAAAACUGUAUAUUUUAUCACACGUUUUAUAAGGUUGAGAGAUUUAUUUUAUUGUGUGUUUUUCAAUAAAGGAAUGCUUGUUUUGAUGGUUUUAACUCUAAA
Salmo salar (Atlantic salmon) is the source of this 3052-nucleotide messenger RNA. Its product is annotated as myelin protein zero-like protein 2. Lineage: Eukaryota; Metazoa; Chordata; Actinopteri; Salmoniformes; Salmonidae. Gene Ontology annotation, cellular component: plasma membrane. The record is from RefSeq and is a predicted model, not a curated record. Gene Ontology annotation, biological process: cell-cell adhesion.